Lepisosteus oculatus (spotted gar) is the source of this 6511-nucleotide messenger RNA. Lineage: Eukaryota; Metazoa; Chordata; Actinopteri; Semionotiformes; Lepisosteidae. The record is from RefSeq and is a predicted model, not a curated record.
CUGGGCUGCUUUGAAACGGCUAUGGAUUUAUUUUGUGCAUUUUGGGGAUUAUGACGACUGGAAACCCAAGGAAUUCAGUACACUUGAGCCAGCUGCGGUACUAGUUAUGGGUGAACACAAAUGCAGGCCAGACUUCUUCAAGUCCCCAGAAAAGCUUGCUGGAGUGGCCCGUAAGAGCUCCAAGGAAACAACCCUACAGCUCAAAGUGCAGUUUCUGGAUGAUACUGAGCAGAUAUUCGAAGUUGAGCAAAGAAUUUUGGGAAAUGACUUUUACAACAAGGUCUGUGGUCACCUGAAGUUGCUGGAGAAAGAGUACUUUGGACUUGAGUUUCGCAAUCACACUGGGAGUUAUGUGUGGUUGGAAUUGCUGAAACCUCUUGCAAAGCAAGUUAAAAACACAAGCAAUGUUUCGUUCAGGUUCAUAGUGAAGUUUUUCCCACCUGACCCAGGACAACUACAGAAAGAGCUGACAAGGUAUCUCUUUGCUCUGCAGAUCAAGCAGGAUUUGGCCAACGGAAGUCUCACAUGUAAUGAUAACAGUGCAGCUCUUCUGGUGUCACAUAUCUUACAAUCAGAGGUGGGUGAUUAUGAUGAAGAAGUUGACAUUCAGCAGCUGGAGAGUAAACGGUACCUUCCCAACCAAGAGUACCUGGACCACAAGAUCAUGCGCUUUCACAAGAAACACAGGGGUCAGUCUCCCGCAGACUCCGACAUCCAGCUUCUGGAAGUUGCCAGGAAACUGGACAUGUAUGGCAUCCGACCUCACCCUGCCAAUGAUGGAGAGGAAAUGAAAAUCAACCUGGCUGUCACCCACAUGGGAGUACUGGUUUUCCAGGGGAACACCAAAAUGAACACCUUUAGUUGGGCAAAAAUUCGCAAGCUGAGCUUUAAAAGAAAACACUUUCUGAUAAAGCUUCAUGCAAAAAUUGUUCCAUCCCGUAAAGACACAGUAGAAUUCACCAUGGCUAGCCGAGACAUCUGCAAGGCCUUCUGGAAGAUGUGUGUGGAGUACCACGCCUUCUUCAGGCUUUCUGAGGAGCCAAAGUCCAAGCACAAGUCCAUCCUCUACAGCAAGGGCUCUUGCUUCAGAUACAGGAAACACUGCAAAGCUCAUUAUGACACGAGGCAGUGCAGGUCUUCCCCUGAUCUCCUGACAGAUGUCUCCAAACAGGCGUAUGAGCAGACACGCUCCUUCGAGAGGCCGAGUUACAGCAAGAGCACUGCCGAGAAAGCUCUUCAGCCAGUUCUGAGCGGGAAGAGAAGCAAAUCGGCUGUGGAGGUGGUGUUUGCCACUGAACUGGAGCGCUCCAAGCCGGAAGCCGAUCCUGCCUCCUUGAACCCGUCUCGGAGUGGCUCCUUCACCUGUUUUGAAGUGGAAGGCCAGGCAGACGUACAAACGCAGUGCCAGCAGGGGCGCAUGGGCGUUGCCCGCAGCAACAGUGUCAGCGAGGUUCACCGCAGCCGAAUGAUCACCAGCGCCCAAUUACUGCGGCGCACCGACUCUCCCCGUUACCCGCUGGCGGUAGCGGGUGCCGAGAGCUUCGUUUCCAGUGCCUCCUUUUACCUGGACCAGCCACCCCGCCUGCCCAGGCAUGCCUCCCUGGUGGAAGACGUCAUCCGCUCCUCCAGCUUCUCCAGCCCCGCCAGUAUGUCUCCUUCCGGGAGGCGCCACAAAUACAGGCACAAUGGCCUCUACCAGGCAGGGGGCACGAGCUGCGGCAGCCGCAUUGACAUCGGAAGAGAAGAUAUGGGUCACUUCAGCGACGACUCCAGCUACCAAGCGGCCCUGCCCAAGAGGUCCUGGAGCCAGUCCGAUAUGAAAUUCCUCCAUCCAACUCGUGCCUCCGAAUUCAGACCUCUAGGCCACUACCCUCAUUUAUCCCGGAGGCCUAUUAUGAUGCGCCACUUGCUGCCACAGCAUGGGGCCACAGACCGCCCCACCUCUCUCUGCGUGAUGGAUAGGUACGCUGCUGGUGGGACAGACUUCAGCGACUCCGACUCUGACAUCAUCUAUCCCUACUACUACCCAAUCCUGGGCAAACUAGUCAAAGCUGCCCCACUGGCCCGGAUGAGGAUAUCCUCAGGCAGUCUCCAGCUGGAUGAAGAAGAGGAAGACUUCUUCAACAUAAGCGACUGCGAGGGCGCAAAGUCUUCUGUGGGGGCACAGGGACUCCACUCUCGAGUGGUUUGAUCUUGCCUUUUAGGGACACCGGCUUUUCAGCUAAGAAGGUCUUACUGAACAAACCUAAGUUAUGGGAGGUGAAGACACCCCAUUAUAGGAAGACCUAGUAGCAGUUAUUUCACACAGGGGUUCCCAAUCCUAGUGCUGGAGGCCCACACACCAGGUUUUUGUUCCAGCCCAGCUCUGUUACACGGUUGAACCCUUAAUUGACUUAAUGAUAGAUUAAUUGGAACUGUUUUCAGCGCUUAAACCUGUUGGAGGUCCCCUUUAAUUAUUGCAGUUCAUAAGUAUUGAGUGAAAUAAGUGAAAUUCAAAACAUUUGAAUAGAACAAAAUGUUCCAAUCAAGAAACUUAUCAGUUCAGGUAAGGCUCCUUAAAGUACGUGUCUGCCUAAAUGAAGAAAGGUGCAUCUUAAUUACCACACAUUCCUGGUUUUUGUGGAGUUGUGGACCACAUCAUGAAAAGUGGGAUCUGAAUGAAGAAGGUGAGCAAUAAUUGCUAUUGUUUUUCUCCUAACUGAUUUUUUUGAGGAUGUCCAGUUAAGUCAAGAGUUGCAAGAGUUAAUUGUUGUUCAAAAAGUCAACAGUCUAAAACAUUUUUUUAAAUUGCCGUUCCUUUGUUUUUAAAAACAUGUUGUAUAUUUUGACAAAUUUUAACUACAAUAUUUAUGCACGUAUUUGCUAUAUACAGCUAAUUCUUAAAUAAGAAAUUGUAUGUCACUGAAAAUGCCUCAAUUUAAAAUGAGCAUUACUUGGAAUAGAUUGAAAGAAAUAGAUUUUACAUUGGUGUGAUGUAAGAAUUUACAGAAUGAUCUUAAUAGUAAAGUAGCUUGAAAAUGCAGAACAAAUAAGCAAGAAACAUUCAAACAGGAUCAUACAAAGUAGGAAAAGCUAUGGGAGACUUUGCAGAUCAGCUACUCUACAUGACAAGGCCAACUUAAAAAAAACGUAUCUGUGUAAUAAGCUCCAAAGACCUUUGCAGUUAAAAGUGUAACCAGAGUGAAUGUCGAAAUUGAAUUUUGAAGUAGUUUGGGUAGCCAGUUAUCUUCACAAAAGAUUGCAAGAAAUGACACAAAACUUGAAGGCAAACAUACUCAGUAAAAGAACGUCAAAACCAUACAGGUCAUUUAUUUUGAAAGGGCACAAAAGACAAUGAUCCCACAUAUACUGCAGAUAUUUGUUGUACGAAGACCAAAUAACAAUAGACUUCCAAAGCUUUUCCACACGUACAGUUCAGUAACUUUUUUGACUUGAUUCAAACGUUUAGUAUCACGGUUAUGAAAUGCUAUGCUUCCCUAAGUGCUGCUACAUAAGUUAUUUUUUACCCGUUAUUUUUUCUUUCCUCUCUCACAAACCUGUCAUGUUUUUCAAGGCUGAAGUCUUUCCUUCAGUAUUCGGUACAGUCCCCUUCUCCAUUCUCCCUGGUAUGGGAUAUGUGAGAUAUGACGUAUAGUAUGUCAUAACAAAUGAGGCCAAAGUACUUCCUAUAUUUUUCUUUUUUUAUUUGCUUGAAAAAGCCAGAGCAGACAGCAGUGGGAAAAGCUAUCUCUGUACCCAGCUAAUGCAUUAUGAGAAAACAUCCUGAAGAGGAUGCAAUGAGAGGCAUUUCAGCCCUUUAAUGCUAAAAGCAGGCUGUUAAAUGCAUAAAGAAAAAGAAAAAUUACAGAUGAUAAAAGAUAUGGCUACGUCUGAAGAGCCCAUAAUUCUUCAGUUUACGAUGCGUUUUUUACAACACCAUUACCUCAGUUAUAUGUCUUCAUCCCCCUCAAAACGACUACAUUCUCACCACUUUUCAGCUGUUUCAUGUACAUAGUAGUUGUUUACUGUCACUAUUAUUGGGUUUCAGUGUGUCUGUUAGUAUCAAUUUGCACGUGGUACUCAUUGCUCAUUCUGUUAACAUAUUGUCCGGUAAGUGUUCAUCAGUUUUGUGUGGCAUAAUUUCUAGAACUUGUGUUUAGGAAUAUCACUGUAAUGGAUUGACACUACUUGCUUAGUGGCCUUACAUUGAAAAAGUCAAUACUACUUACAGUAACUGUAUUCAGUGUCUUAAAAAAAAAGGCUUCUUUGCAUUUCUAGAUUGUCCAUCAAUUUAUUCCAUGUCUAUAUUAUUUAUUUCUCAGCACACCACCUUUCACUGUUGUAAAACAGCAGCUCCAAAGUACAGAGUUGCAUUACAUCUAAGGGAUUGACUUUUUGAUAUCAGAUUGUGAUAGCUAGUGAAGCAGGCUCCAUUGUCAACUGAGGACUGUUUCCUGAGAUUAUUAUUAAAUGGUGACAAGCACCUCUUUUAGAACCCAGUCCAGCCUACCCGCCAUCACAAAAUCAGUUUCAAGUUAGGGGAGCAAAAACAUUCUUAUGAUUCCCAGAUUAAAUUGUCUGAUGUUAUGCCAUGGACUACAUGUAGAUGAUGCAGUUAAUAAAAUUCCUAAAAUAAAACAGAAGUCCCCUUUAACCUUCCAGUAUGUUAUUAUAGCACCCCUUCUCAAUAUUUAAAAGAUGUGAUGUUGUUUCAAUGAGCUUGAUAUCACGAAGUAUGAAAAUCACAGCCCUCUGCCGCUUUUCUCCAGGUGAGGGUGAUGGCGUUGGGACAAACACUGUCAAACUUCCAAACAGCAUUCAGAAGCUGUCAGGAUGAAACAUUGUACAGUACCAUAAACUGCUAGAAAUAAGAGAGGUUGACAGAUGCCUUCCAGGAAAGUUGCUGUUGUUGUUGUGCCCAGAUGCGUAAAGGGCAACUCCAUGGGGGCUGAGUUCAUCAGUCAUCGCCACCAAGUCAUCAUCAGAAAAGCAGAGGCCCAGGGGGCGUUAGCAGCUGCCCUCAAGGGAUUCAUGUCCCUGAUGUCUUGUGACAUGUGCCAGAGAAAUCAAUGCAACCCACUGUGCUCAUGAGCUCUGAAUCUUGGAUCAAGUCACAAGGCAGUAAUGUACUGUAGCACAGUGGGCAGGUUCACACUCACAUGAUGCUCCAAGUCUAGUAUUUAUACCAAGAGAUCCUGCUACGAUACGAGCACAGUGAUGCACUCAUUCUCUUGACACUGGCAGUGCCGCAUAAAUCUUACGUCAGUGUUUUAGACUUUUCUGGUGUUGCUUUAAAAUAAGGAUUCCUUUUUAAUAUACUAUGAUUAAAAAAAACAGUACUCAUUUCAAAUAUGUUGAACUAUUAACAGUAUUGUGGUUAUGGCAAUAUAAAAAAUACCCCAAGCUUGCUUAUGUGUAACGCAAAAGGCCGUUUAUGAGUAUUUUUACUUUUUUUUUUCCUUUUCAUGGUGGAAAAAUAAAGAGUUUUUUUCACAUUGCUGCUAACUGAAUUACCAUAUUUCAGUGGGUUUUAAUUUGGAAUUCCAUGAAUAAAAGGAGAUUUUUGUCAAGGCAUCUGGCGUAUCAUUCUGAAGUUACUCUACAAUAAUAUAGAACAAUUAAAACAGGGAUCUGUGGUCAGCGUGAUAAGUUAAGAGACUUUGCACCUCCAAGCAAAGGGAUGUCUAGUGGGCACCGUAGGCCUCAGUCUGAAAACUUGACAAUGGCUCUGGCUGGCUUUAGAGGAAAGCGCAUAGUCCCUAAUUAAAUCCCCCCACGUUAAUUAAAAAUGGGGACUUCCAAAAUUAGUGGAAUUGACCAAUCAAUAAUGAACCAAAAGAAAUGAAUCAGGCCCAUCAGUUAUUGGUGUCCCACUGUUUGACCUCAGUGAAGCAAAAUACGCCCAAGUACGAAUGCAUUGCUGAAGCAUUACUGAGAUCAGCGUUCAGACUGCAAGACUAUAAAAUGCCAAUGUCCAGCGAAUCAGAGAAAGAUUUCCUCCAAGAUGCUUCAAGCUGAAGAUCCAUUCAGAUCCUGAAUUACAGUCAGGGAUCAGAUGGUUAAAGAUUGAAGGACUGACCCCUUCUACCUGUACUGCAGGAUCACAGCUACAGUAUAUACUGUAUUCCAUAGGCGUAUAAAAAAUUGAAAUCAUUUUCAUUCCCCAGAUAUCCAAUAUUUAAAAGGAACUGACUACAGUACGAGAGUAUGGCCAUUGAUUUAACUUAAAUGUCUUUUGUGCGUCUGAGGGAAUACACACUUACUGACUGUAAGACUUCUCUGAAAUCCAAUUCAGGCUUCCCGAUUUUCCCAAAAUCAAACGAGGCUGAAGUUUGAGGGAACAUUUAGAAAUGAAAUGAUCGUUUAAAAUAAAUACAGCAGGUUGUACAGAGGUCCAACGGGAAAAGAAAUUCUUUGGAGGCCUGUCCAGGAAUCUUGCUGCUGCUUUGAGGAAGAGGGAAUUCAGUUGUAAGGAAAUACCUAAAUUAAGGCUCUAGUGCUUCAGCUUGCAUUCAGUUUCCUUUUCUCUGCA